This is a messenger RNA of Plodia interpunctella (Indianmeal moth), 1018 nucleotides long. It is a transcript of the gene Fadd, whose product is annotated as Fas-associated death domain. Lineage: Eukaryota; Metazoa; Arthropoda; Insecta; Lepidoptera; Pyralidae. Gene Ontology annotation, molecular function: protein binding. Gene Ontology annotation, biological process: signal transduction; regulation of apoptotic process. The transcript has 2 exons. The record is from RefSeq and is a predicted model, not a curated record. Bases 151 to 801 code for a protein of 216 amino acids.
UGACAGGCGCCGAAGAAGUGUCACCCCCUGAUAUCACUGGUUACCUAUAUCUACAUACCUACUUAUAUUAUUUGUUUCAAUCAUACGUAUUUUCUUUUGAUCAGUUUUGUUUUUUAUUUAAGUUUAUAAAUUACUUUUAAAGCUCAUAAAAUGACCGUUUCUGAAUAUUCUCUUAUAAAACAAAAAAUAAUGCUGUGUGUGAGUUCGACCGAUAGAAUGAACCAAACAAUAGAUGAGUUAAAGCAGUACUUCCAGAAUACAAUUAAUUCACCAAGAAGAUUGGAACGAAUCAAGACGAUUGGACAACUUUUACACGUUUUAGAAACUAGGGAUCAUCUAUCUGAAAGUAAUGUUUAUUCCCUAAAACACAUUGCUCAGUUUGUCAAUGAUCAAGAACUUCUAAACAAGAUAAAUGCUUAUGAGAGAUUUUGUCAUACGAGAAAAGAUCUUGAGUACACAGCAAGUACCUCACAGAAAGUACCAUUUAAAUCAUUAGCAAAUGGCAAUCCUUAUAACAAUUUGAGUGAUAGAAAAAUUCAGAGGAUUCAUCAAACCAUAGUUGAACAGAUUGGCACAUACUGGCGUGACUUAGCUAGGAAUCUAAAAAUCCGGCAAUGUGAAAUUGAUAAUAUUGACAAAGAUUCUAUUUCACUUCAAUCAAAAGCAGAAAAAAUUUUAGAAAUGUAUAUGGAAAAAGCAGAUACACAGAAAUGGUUCCUGGACCUCUGUGAAUCUCUAGAAAAAGCACGUAGAAGAGAUAUGGCAAGAACACUCAAUCAUAUUUUCGUUAUGAACAUUUGAUAUUCAAAAAUAUAAUACUAGUUUUAUAAUAUGUAUACAUAUAACAAAAAUAAAAUAAGUGUAUUUUAUCUUUGUAAAACCACCCCAUAUCCAAUUAACAUCUGAAUGUAUUCCUUUUUUCCUUUUCAAGAACAGAAUAAUAACUAUUCCAUUUGGUUGAGUAUUGUGAUCAUUACGGAAAACAAAAAUAAACAACUAUUCUUCUUUCUAACAGAAA